AUGGCAGUAAACUUCAAGGGCAUCUCGAUUAAGUUGCGUACCAGCCCCCGAUGCCAGUGGCUGAUUGCUCUCUGCACCAUUGUCCACAUCCUUUAUUUCAAACACUGCAGCGCCCUCACAGGUGAUCUUCAAGACCUUCUUGAGAAGCAUAACUCCACAGGCGUCAACCCUAACACGCGUAAUCUAACACAGGCCAACGUCAACUAUAAGCUUCUUACUUGUGAUGACAUCUCAAAUAUGUCACAAGGGCGGUCCCUUGGGUAUGGCUUUACGAAAGAGGUGUUUGAGGGAACUUACAAGGGUAGGAAGGUGGCAAUUAAGAUGGUUACACCCAAAGUUGUAGAUAUUACGGCAUGUUUCGAGAGAAAGGCUUAUCGGAACAAAUCGGAGUGCUACGAGUAUGCAAACUUUAAGGUGAUGAAGGAAAUAACAUUAAGUUUGGAGAUCAACAGUGAACGAUUACUUCAGGUACUUGGGUUCUGCGUGCGAGGAGAUGCUAUAACAGGAUCUGUAAUUGAUCACGGAGUCAUAGAAAUCGUGGAAUUUGGAAGGAAACUCGAAAAGAGUAUGCUCAUAAAUUCUACCUGGUCGGAAAAAUUACAGAUUGCCAAGGAUCUGGCUGAUUUACUCGUUGUAUUAGAGUAUUCUCCAAUUGGUUCGGUCUCCAUUGCCGACUUCAAAUUGGAUCAAUUCAUGCUCAUCGAUGGAAGGUUAAAGGUCGGUGACCUCGACGAUAUGUCAACUCAGGAGAGACCGUGUCUAAGUUCACGUGACUGCAAUAUACGUGGCCAAACUUUGGGCAUUGAGUGCGUCAAUUCGACAUGCAGCGGUAUCAACCCCAAAGCAAACCUUCGUUUAGCUACGGAUGUGAUUCUGCAAACCCUAUUCAAAAAUCCGCCUGAACAUUUUAAACAACGAAUUGGUUUGCUUCUUGAAAAAUUAAAGCGCUAUCAAAUAAAUGCUUCUGAGCUUCACAAGUUCUUAAUUGAUAUAACAGAGGAAUAA
Lytechinus variegatus (green sea urchin) is the source of this 1005-nucleotide messenger RNA. RefSeq names its product extracellular tyrosine-protein kinase PKDCC-like. The transcript is spliced from 4 exons. Bases 1 to 1005 code for a protein of 334 amino acids. The record is from RefSeq and is a predicted model, not a curated record. Gene Ontology annotation, molecular function: non-membrane spanning protein tyrosine kinase activity. Lineage: Eukaryota; Metazoa; Echinodermata; Echinoidea; Temnopleuroida; Toxopneustidae.